Molecule: messenger RNA, 8017 nt
Organism: Dermacentor albipictus
Lineage: Eukaryota; Metazoa; Arthropoda; Arachnida; Ixodida; Ixodidae
Molecular function (GO): protein binding
Source: RefSeq, a predicted model, not a curated record
GCAGCUGAGGACGCAACUGCAUGCGACCUGCGGCUGCUCGGUCGCGCUUGCAGAUAGCAGCGCCCGAGCGGAGGCGCGCAGCCCUCGCGACGGGCGGCAAAUCGCCAUGUGCGCUAAAGCGGCGCGAGCGGAGGGUUUGAGCUUCGUCAGCGGGAGACAACCCUCUCAGAGAGGCCGAUUAUCUCUCGGCGUCGAGAGAGCCCGGAGGGCGGCGCAACGCCUCCAAUCGCCCACUUGCUAUCUCUUCUGCGUUUUUUUGUUUCUUCGUUCUUUGACGGCGAGGUGAGUGGACGGACGGGCCAGCAGACGAACGUUUGUAGCAGACGAGAGCGCCGACGACGUGCGUGGCACGGGAGACCUUCAGAGAAGCCGGGCACAUCGUGCGUCUGCAAGUGCUACAAGUAAAGCUACCGCUACCAGCCGCGGGCGGCGUGCUAUCUUCCGCGCCGCGCGAGCGAAUGUCGGCGUCGCCGUUCCAUCUCUGGUGCACCUGCAGGAUUUCAAAACCAGGGUAAAAAAAAAAGAAAGCAAAUCUGCCGAGUCGAGGAGAGUCGCCGACUGCGGCGCGCGCCUUGGUGCGCCUGUGUGUGCGGCUGCAAACCGGGAAGUAGCUUUGCAUCGAGCAGUCGGCUUCGGCGACUCGCUGCUUGCACUCGCGGCGUGCGUGACACGCGGUUGGAGGAGCGCCGGUGUAAAAGCCAUGGGCCCGCAUUGUCAGGAUUGUCACGUGGAGCCGCGCCGACUACUGCGACCACCGAAGUGUGCGUGCGUGUGUGCCGAGUGAGCGGGUUGAUGGCGACGCCCGUGCGCGGUCGACGCUCGUGCUCGGCGGGCUCCUGGUGCCGGCGUACACGGCACGGUGCCCCGUUUGCGACCGUGCUGGAGCUACUGCUGCUGCUGCCGAUGCUGCUCGAGCCGGUCUCGAUGGUCGUUGCGCCGCGGACCGUGCCAACGACGACCGACGACGGAUCGCCGACUGCCCUGCCGCCCUGCGACGUCGAAGGAGUGGCUUCGCGGGACGUGAUGCUCAAGAACGGGUCAGAGUUCCAGAUGACGUGCACGCUCUCUAGGUGGCCUUCGGAGCAGGAAUUCCAGAUGGGAAUCCUGCGCUCGCGCGACCACCUGGUGCCUAAAUCGGAGACGCUGCUGAACAACGCCACCAGCGUCACCUGGACGAGACCCCACGUGACGGCCGCCGAUGCGGGCACCUACUACUGCAUCGUCAGGGGAGGGGCCUGCGAGUCGGUGUACAACGCUACUGGCCUCGUUGUCGGUUACUUUCCGCAGAUGCCUCCUGCCCCUACGUGCUCGGGAGACAAGUUUGAAACAUUCCAGUGUACCUGGGAGACUCCGGACAACCGGGUCGAGACACGGUACGCCGUCAGCCUGAGAGUUGGGUCGAGUACAGUGUUCAGCCGUAUCGAGUGUAACAAAUCCUUGAGCAUCAAGCCAAGAAAUUUAACCUGUCAGCUGAAGACAUCUGGAAGGAUCAUCUACCGGAUCGAAGAAGAGGUCCUCCGCUUCGAGGUCGUCGGAAGCAACAUGUUUGGCGCUAAGCAGUGGGAAUACGUUGUGGACCACUUCGCCAAUGUGGUGCUCGAACCCCCGAAGCGCGUGUAUUGCAAUGCCAUGGCGUUCAAUGCCAGCGUGAACUGGACCAGCUUGCCUCGUAUAUCGACGUUUCCCAACGUGGUGUAUGAAGUGAGUGUAAAACACGACAACGGCGAAGACAUCUUGAUAUCGGUUCAAAACAGGCACGCCGCCACUGUCGAGGAGCUCAUACCGAACACACGGUACGAGUUCUCAGUGAGGGUCAAGUUCGCUAAGGCCACGGACAAAGUAUGGAGCCCUUUCAGCCACAGUCGAUACUGCAAGACCGACAAAACACGACCGACAGUGUUGCCCAAAGUGGCUGACAACAGCUUCAUCAUCCAGGACCUCGACGACCGCAGGAAAGUUCGACUAUACUAUCAGCGAGUGCCCAAGUUUCUGUGGAACGGCGACCACAUGAGCUACGUGCUGCACUGGUGCAGCAGCAGCGGCGGCUGCGGCACGCACAGGGUGUCCGGCGAGCGCUCCUACGCGGACCUGUUCAACCUGAGCCGCGUGGAGAGCUACACGUUCCACCUGUACUCGGAGAACGAGCUGGGCCGCUCGCACGUGGGCGUCCGCGUGCUCGUGCCCAGCGCCGACCUCCUCCUGCCACCGGUGCAACACGCCUACAUCAGCGAAGCGAGGGACUCGUCGUCUCGCUUCUCGCUCGCGAAGUGGGAGAAGAGGGGGUCCGACCAAGUGCACCACUACACGCUGUUCUGGUGCAGCCAGGACGGCAAGGACGCGGAGUCCUGCGCCGGCGACGUGUCCUGGGCGACGGUGAAGUCGGCCGGAGACGUCAUGACUGCGGUCGGCUGCGCGUUCGCGGGAAUGUGCAGGUACGGCGUCGCUACUCGCUCGGCGCAGGCCGUGUCGCCUAUGGUGUGGAUCGACUGCAUUGUUCCCCGCAGCAAAGAGUACCAGAACUUAUUCGAAGGACAAGACGCCGUGCACUACGAUGAAAUCACCGACACGACUGUGCAGCUUGCUUUCCUCACAAAGUGUUCAGGCCUCGUCGCCAGCCGAGUUGUACGUGUGUGUGCCAUCCAGGGUCAGGACGAGCCACAACGAAACGAGACGUCCUUGGAAGGAGCAACUGAUACGAGCCUACACAAUGUCUCAGACGCUGAUCUCACGCAGUGUUUCGAUCACGCCGUGGGCCCCGAGAAGGCGGUGCGCCUGUCCGAUCUGGAGCCAGCCACCACGUAUCGUGCCAGUGUGAGCACAAUGCUCGAAGAUGGAGCAACGGUUCAUCAUCGCCCGCUUAUCUUCAAGACUCAAGCGAAAUCAUCGUCCUUCAUCGGUACUCCGUUCAUCGUGUUGUACAUCGUCCUGGUGGUCGUCGCCGUUGUCGCCGUUCUAUCCUGGAAACGUGUAUCGGACUACAUCUCGAUGUACAAGAACACCCCCAUCAAAGUACUCAUCCCUGCAGACUUCGCGAAGGAACCUAUCAAGAGAAGCGAAAGCGUCCGGUCGAACCUACGAGAAUAUGUGUUAGGAAGCAAAGACUCUCCCUAUGGAUUGCCACAGAUUGCACUAAGUGAAGCCCAAAAAGUCGAAGACAGCGCGCAGUGUCCAGAACUUGGCCGUCUAUUCGGCGAGCUGUACCAAUGCGAUGGCAACGAAGCCGACGCUGCAGAGACGAGAUCUGUGCCCGAUAAGAGUUUCUCCACGAAUCCACCGGCAGCCGGUUAUUCCCUUGUCUCCACCACCCAGGACGAUCCACGGCCAGACUCAAACGAUGCCUACUCCAAGUUCUCCACGUUUCAGGAUGCCCCUGAGGACGUGCCCACGCUUUCCUUGUCAGCCAACUACUCCAGGCUGUCCUCGAUGUUCCUGGGUGGAUUCGGCGCACAGUCUGGAGGCGCCGCACCCUCAGCAGCUGAGAAAAAAGGCUACAGCAAAUUCGCAGCCUUCCUCGGCAAACCGAGCGCCGGCGACGAGAGCGAAUCGGAGCCCUUAAAGCCCCCGGACUGCGCUGUGCCUGUGGAAGCGCCACGUCAGGCCCCGGCAUCCCCUUACGUCCAGGUCGGCGAGAACGGCAUCGACGACGUCGGCGAGGUGGAAGGGCGCAUGCAGCCUUACGCCAAGCUGGGAUGCACGACAUCGCUUCCGUUACGCGUUGUUUCUUCUAGUCAAGGACCACCACAGAAAGCGCAAAACACUGCCUCCGGUUACACCCCGUUUCCGUCGUUGCUGUCGAUGAGCAAGCCGCGCGAGAGCGCACCGAAGGCUUGCGCAAACGCGGAGUGUGGCAGUGCACCGUGGCGUAAAGACAAUACGGCUGGGCAGAGUCAGCCCGAACAGCCCUACACUCGCGUCGGCUUCGACGCGUGCGCAUUUGAGGGCGCACCUACCGAAGGCCGAAGCCACUUGGACUCUUACACCAUUCUGAACACGUCCCUAGGGGACGUCACCGACGCCCUGCCGGGAGUUCACUGCGCGCCGCCCUACGUGAAGGCGACGCAAGAGCCGUCGAGGUCGCCACACCACGGGGACCCGUCCCAAGUGAAGAGUGACGCGCCUGCCCCGGCUUACUGCAAGGUUGGCGCCCCAACGACGUCACCUGACUGUGCGGACUCUGGCGCGAGGGAAGACUCCGGAACCUGCGCCAAACUGUCGGCGGUCGCAGUGCCAUCGUCCAUUGCCGAGGGUUGCUGCUACGUCGCCGCGCUGGCGCCGCUAGAGUGCCUCGAAGGGAGUGGUGGUGUCGGUGACCGCGAGGAACCAGCCGCAGAGUGGGAUCUGUGCGCGGAGGAGGCGGAAGACCUCUUGAGUACUGAGUACUCGGGACCAGCCAGAGAAUCGAUGAGCGCAAAACCGACGCUCCGCAGCGGCGGUUACACGUCGUGGGAAGUGCUGGCGAAGCAGAGGGACUGCGACGCGGAUGCAUUCGCGCGUGUUGUAAAGAACGCGUGAUUCGUGUGUGUGUGGGUGUGUCUGUGUGUGUGUGUGGGGGGGGGUGUUAAGGGGGGGUGCUUGAACGGACGGGUCAUUCCACCGUAAAGCUCUAAACCGCGAGGUGUCGUCCGCUUGGGCGCAUAUGAAGCCUCUCGGGAGUGAAUUUCUGUAGUGCGCGCUCUGACGAUGCCUAGAGUGACCUUGUAGUUGCGCAAUGCCGAUUGAGGCAUAAGGGAAGUUCCUACUAAUAUUAAUAGAGGUAAAUCUGGUGCUGGCAAGCCGUUUAACCGGUCUGGGAGUCACAGGUAGUUGACGAAUUCUAUGUUCGGUCAAAGUUUUGUCGAGAAAAGGCACGGAGAAUUUCUCGCCUUUUUUGUUUGUUGUUAAUGUUCCUUUGUGAUCUAGCCUCCCGAUAUUUGUUUUGAAGCGUUUCUGUUUUGAACGUCUACAACCAUAAUAAUUCAUCACGAUAUUUUCAGUCUAUAACUGAAUAGCGAUACUUUAUAGGUUAUGUCACGGAUAUCUUAGGCCUCGUGGAUAAUCACAUUGAUCAUGGGCAUAUCAUUCUAUUUCUUUGCACUCUGAACAUUGCCCCUGAGGUUCUGAGAAGAGGCGACUGUCCCUAUGUUAAUGGAACUAAUAAUUAGCCUACAACGAAGCUGACCUAAAGCAAUUAGUUACAGGAACGUGCUUAGGAGAAGCAGCAUGGACGUAGGAGCUAAGAAGAUGAAGUUCAGACUAUUCUUAUGAAAUUCGUGUGGUGCAUGAACCAGCAUAAAGGUGCUAUGUGCAGUCACCAACGGUAGAUCGCCUCUAGUGGUCUAAGCAUGAAACUCUGUCAACUGUGGGCAAGGUUGCUUUCCUGGACAACGUCGGAUUCCUCCAUGUUUGCUCCUUUGAGUCAAUCGGAAAGGAAGAGGCCAUCGUUGGAGCAAAUCGGAAAAAGCAAGAUAGUGAAAUCUGACAACAUGGUGGAACGUCUUGUGGUUCAGCAUAGUUUCAUCCUAAAACUGCCAGAGGCAAAUCUGGCGCUGCCAUCGUUCGACCACCAUAGGAAUGUACAGGUGGUACGCGGAUUUGUCAACAGGUAAUAUUCGCGUUUGUUGGUUCAGAUAGCAUUCCAGCUUUUGAUGUUAUCUUCCCAAAUUUCCAAGCAAUCGCAUCUUUCUCUGUAAGCGCAUGGGGGUAAUAAGUUUCUGUGCGUAUACAUAAUCAGUCGGAAUUGUUACAACUACAACGCAACAUAAUAUACAGUGAAAGCUCGUUAAUUCGAACUUCAAUAAUUCGAACUGUACGAUUUGGCCCGGCCAAGCUCCACAGAAGUCUAUGUAUAAGAAAGUCCGUUAAUUCGAACGCGAGAAGGUGCCCUCACGGAUAAUUCGAACUACGCUCGCCUGGCACACGGCCAGAGAAACGCGCCUACUGCCUACACACAAGGCUGUAUUGCCUCCGAAACGGAGAGAACGGCGACAGAAGGCAAAAUCGGAAAAAAAUCUAACCGACGCGGGGUCAGCCAGAAGCACGGUGGCCAGAAGGCAGCGGCGGCUGCCGCCUCUCCGUUCUGCGUAACCUCCGAGACUUCUUGCCCGUUGCGAAUCUCGGAGGCUUUGCAAAUCUUGUACAGCUGCUAAUGUUGUGCGGAGAUGUGCCGGCACGGCAAGCUCCGAAACACAGCGAAUCAAAUACGUCGCAGCUGCGCUUGCAAUCAAGAACCAACGAAUCAGGGCCUAUGCCACCUUCACAUGUUCAGCGUCUUUGUCUCGGCAGUCUUCAUCGGUUGUGCACCUCUGUUUUCAGCUUAGGGAGGUAUCGGCCGUCGCGAUUCAUUGUGAUGGUGUUAAGCCUCGGCUCACGUUCGUUUCGAUGGACAUCGGUGGUGUGGCACAGUCGGACCCGGAGCUUCGACUUGAAGAUGGCGUGUGCCCGCAGCACACGCCAUCACUUUCUGACACGCCAAAUUUCUCACAUGCCCUACUGCUUCCAAAUCGCAGUGUACUAGUUGCCCUCCUUCACUUUCAUUGUUCGAACUUUCGUUAAUUCGAACUGAAGAGGCUUCCCCUUGCGGUUCGAAUUAACGAGCUUUUACUGUAUUACAAUUUCGAAAGUCACAAAGUAGUUUGAAGCCAGAAAGAGUAAGUUUACAGGCAAAUCUGUGCACGACCCGUAAUUCACAUGCCAACUGAACGCCACCCUUGCAACUGCCGACGUCAUUUGCGCCAGAUUUCGCUCUAGUGAAUUUAGUAGGAAGCUAUGCGGCGUUCAAGACAGCCCCUAGGGCAAGAACGUUUAUGAGAGCGUUUUAGCUUGUCCUUAAACAGAGAGCAAGUCUUACUUCGUCCGCAAUUUUCUUACCGUGUGUGGUUAACUGCAGAACUGCGCGGCUGCGACAUAUUGUGACGUAGGGUUUAACCAGGGAGCCCACAAAGCGAAUACUGCGGUGACCUGCCCUAUCCUACGUAAGUGCUGGUGUAAAACGUUGGCAGCCACAAGAUUUUUAAAGUACAGUCUAUUUAUUGUGCUUCGACAAGAACACUGACUUGAUAGAAGUUUGUGAAACACAUCGCAGUUGGAUAAAGCGGCACAAGGUGUCCCUACCAGCUUUGCUACCGCCACCCACGGCUUCGGUAAUACGGUGAACCGCAAACGGCCACGAGUUUCCAGACUUGCAAAAUCUACCCAGUGUGCUGCUCUUACCGUGCUACCAGACACGUUUGCGUAAACGUUCGUGUUGGUGGCGCCAUCUUGUGGCAUAGGCAUUAACCAGGUGGCGCGCAGAGCUGUUACUGCCAUGACCAAUCCUUCUCUACUUAUGUAGAAAGCGUCAGCAUUGGCCUAAUCGUUUACAAGCAGUCCUUUUUAUUUUUUUUUCCUUCGACGUGAACAGUAAGGCAGCAGAAAAAAAAAAGGUUCAUUUGCGUUAUAGUUUGACAAAGCGUCACAAGAUGCCACUAGCAGCGUUACUACUGCCGCUCCCGGCUUCGGUAUCCCGGUAUUCUGUAAAGGGUACAACGUUUAUGCAAAGGCCAGAAUUUCUUAAGUUCUCUCCAUUCCGUCCACACGUCGAACGUUCCAUCAGCUUCUGAUGUUUAUCGUGACUGCUCGGCAAGUUCCGAGAUGCUAAGUGCCUGGAAGUUGAGAGGUACCUGUCGGCAGUAGAACUGCAUGACGGGCAAAAAAAAAAAAAGAAAAAAAGACGGGACACAGAAAAAAAUACUCUUCUUCAACGUGCUUCAGUACUUAUAUUUUGUAGAGACAUUCAUUGUGCGAGUGCUUCAUCAAAUCUUAAAUGACUAUUCUGAUGUUCCUUAAGGAAAAUCUAGUCGUUUCAUACACGUCUUUCACAGGCCCAAGGUCAAGCUCACUACAUAAUUACACAUGUCGCAAGUACAACAGUGUCUUCGCGGGAUGACACCGUCCAUUUAUAUUCCAAGGCAGAACAUGCCACACUGUAUAUAAAUCGGGGUGCAUUGUAAAUGCAGCAAUAAACUUUUGUCUUACUUUUCGAGCUUAAGCUCUCAUCAAA